Microthlaspi erraticum is the source of this 1203-nucleotide messenger RNA. NCBI's taxonomy places the organism in Eukaryota, Viridiplantae, Streptophyta, Magnoliopsida, Brassicales, Brassicaceae. The record is from the annotation of a GenBank genome assembly.
AUGAGGAAACCAACUAUAGAAGGUCAGCUCUUUUAUGUUGAGGAAAUGGAUCAGUUGGCAGAUGAGCUUCUAGAAGAGUUAUCAACAGAGGAUCCACUACAAGUUGCUUUGACCAAGGAUUCUUCAGAAGGAUAUAAAGCAAUAGGUUACACUCUAGAUGAUAUCAAGGGGAUCUCCCCUGACCUAUGCAUCCAUAGGAUUCAUCUAGAGGAUGAAAGUAAGUCUAGCAUUGAACCUCAAAGAAGAUUGAACCCCAAUCUAAAGGAAGUAGUGAAGAAAGAGAUACUCAAGUUGCUUGAUGCUGGGAUAAUCUAUCCCAUCAGUGAUAGCACUUGGAUAUCUCCAGUUCAUUGCGUCCCAAAGAAAGGGGGGAUCACUGUCAUUAAAAACGACAAAGAGGAGCUGAUUCCCACUAGAACAAUAGUGGGGCAUCGCAUGUGUAUUGACUAUAGGAAGCUAAAUUCAGCAUCUAGAAAGGAUCAUUUCCCUCUCCCUUUCAUUGAUCAGAUGUUAGAAAGAUUGGCAAACCACCCCUUUUAUUGUUUUCUUGAUGGCUACAGUGGUUUCUUCCAAAUCCCGAUCCACCCUAAUGAUCAGGAGAAGACCACUUUCACAUGCCCUUAUGGCACCUUUGCUUAUCGAAGGAUGCCAUUUGGGCUGUGCAAUGCUCCAGCUACUUUCCAGAGGUGCAUGACCUCCAUUUUUUCAGAUCUGAUAGAGGAGAUGGUAGAAGUCUUCAUGGACGAUUUCUCAGUCUAUGGAGCAUCCUUCUCCUCAUGUUUGUCUAACUUGUGCAGGGUGUUGCAGAGGUGUGAGGAGACCAAUCUAGUACUCAACUGGGAGAAGUGCCACUUCAUGGUUCGAGAAGGGAUUGUGCUUGGACACAAGAUUUCCGAGAAAGGGAUCGAGCUCGAUCGAGCUAAGGUGGAUGUCAUGUUGCAGCUCCCUGUUCCCAAGACUGUGAAGGACAUAAGGAGUUUUCUGGGUCACGCAGGGUUCUACAGAAGAUUCAUCAAGGACUUCUCAAAGAUAGCAAGACCCUUGACAAGGCUUCUAUGCAAGGAGACAGAUUUUGAGUUUGAUGAAGAAUGCCACAAGUCUUGGACCUUGCUGAAGGAUGCUCUGGUGUCUGCGCCAAUAGUCAAGCUCCAAACUGGGAUCACCCAUUUGAGAUUAUGUGUGAUGCAUCUGACUAUGCAGUAG